Messenger RNA from Peronospora farinosa, 1794 nucleotides. The record is from the annotation of a GenBank genome assembly. Lineage: Eukaryota; Oomycota; Peronosporomycetes; Peronosporales; Peronosporaceae.
AUGUCUCCCGUAGCCGACACAUCACCCGCAACUUUAUCGUGCGUUUUGAAUGAGACGGACUGGAAGUUGCAGCGCAAACUCAAGCACCACCAGCGCGAUGUCGGUCGUCGCACGGCUGAAAGCCGCGCAGAGCCACGCUAUAAGCAUCACGUGCAUCAUCAGCAUCGUGCCAAUGUCAUGCGUCUCGAGAAGGAUGCGUGGCUGCCGACGCCUACUAAGAGCGCACGUUGCAGCAUCCCGCGGGAGGCAAACGCUUGGCAACUGAAUUGCUCCGGAGUACCCGCGACCUCGUGGCCCCCGGCAACAAUCAUCGCCGAGGAGCUCGAAGAGAUACCAUAUGGUAUGGACACGGUCUCGCUCGCGUCGUCAGCGCCGUCAAUUGCGGUUGCAGGAAAGUUGAAUGACCACAGACGAGAGAUGCGGCCAUUGACGCUGUUUGAAAGUGCACGUAUCUUUAACGAGUCCGGUCAAUUGCUCAGUCACGAUAAUUUUGACGAGAUGGGGUCAUCGCCCGAGGUGAUCGGCGAGGGAACGCCUAAACGCAAGUCUAAGCGCCGGGUGGGGCGCCGCAGACACGAAAACAAGCGCGCUAACGUGGAGGACGUUUUCAAAGCCGAUGAAGUGGUCCUGGAGCUCAUGUGUCUAUUGUUCCCCGAUAUGGAUGUAACCCAGGAGCUCAAUCUACUGCUUCUAGGUGGUGUCCAACACGAGAAUGUCUUUCACUUUGACGAGGACGACAUUAUCGAUAUCCCGGCGGCUCGCAAACCACAGAGCGGCGUUCUAGACAUUGAUUUGCUAAAGUUUCAAGCCGCACUAGAGAUCAUGCUGUUUAACUCGGACAUGUCGAUCCAAGAGUUGCCAGCUCGUGGUACACCUGUAGAGACACUACAAGAAAUGUACUUUACACCGCAAUGGAUUGCACACGAGAUGCUGACGAUGGUGAAGCUCGACAUCCUAGCUCAGUACGACCGGUUUGCAGUGAUAAAUGCGAUCUUCCGCACGAUCGCGGGGUUACGUUCUUGUGUGAUGGCAGCAGCUGCGUCGGCUGCCCUCGCAAUUUUUCAGCACCAAGGCUUGGUAGAGCUUAACCCCUGCAAUUCUGGCAAGGACCUUGUCACCAUCAAGGGCAUUGUUGGAUUUUUGAACGCAGCAAUGGAUGUCAUUGAACGGGAUGCACGAUACAAUGCUGAAGUGUUCGGUAGCAGCGAUGGUCAGAUCCGUGACACCAUCGCCGGAUUAUGCGACCACAUGAUGCGCGCGAUCCGACUACUCGUUCGAAGCUCGCCUGGAGGUGAUGGCAACUCUGAUUCCAACCGGAACCAACUGGAGAAAUAUGCAGAAUGUAGCGACUCGGUGGAAGCGACGACAUACCGCGCGGUGGGGGAGCUAGUAAACCGGAUGGCCGCAUUCUCCCCGAUACACGGCGAGAACUUUUUGCGUUGGAUGUUACUCAAGUGGCCUCACCGCAAUGUUCAGCUGCAGUUGUUUUUCGUGAGGUAUACAUCGGGUCUGCUCUCGCAGUUUCUACAGCUUGGUCUUAUGCUCCCCGCAGAGAUCGUGUGUCGCGUCUUCACACGCAUCCAGGCCUGCAUCCAGUCGACGCAUUUCCUGGUGGCACAGGAGGCAUGCAACAUGUGCGGGAACUUCCAGCUUAUGAGCAUGUAUGUAUCGUGCGACCAGGUGCUGCGUGAAAAGAUUGCAUCUGCACUGCAUGAGAAUGCCACGUCCCAUUGGAACAAGCGUAUUCGAGAGAUUUCCGACGAGUGUUUUGACAUGCUGUUAGAUUUGGCAUAA